Molecule: messenger RNA, 288 nt
Organism: Limulus polyphemus (Atlantic horseshoe crab)
Lineage: Eukaryota; Metazoa; Arthropoda; Merostomata; Xiphosura; Limulidae
Product: NADH-ubiquinone oxidoreductase chain 6-like
Source: RefSeq, a predicted model, not a curated record
AUUAUAAUAAUUAUAAAUCUAAUCUCAUCUACAAUUCUUAUAAGCUUAAUCACAACAUUAUUCAUAAAAACCUCUUGAUUCUCAAACAUCCUAUUCCUCAUCAUAUUAGGAGGUAUGUUGGUGGUAUUCAUCUACAUUGCAACCCAAUCCUACACAACUAAUGACAACCCCUAUUUUCCAACUUACUCCUACUUACAUUUCUCUUCUUAUGUAACCUUCUUACUGAUUACCAUUAUUGCUGUAGUAAAAAUCACAAAAAUCUCACAAAGCCCAAUCCUACACAACUAA